AUGGCUUCAUUCACAGACAUGGACUUCAGCUGCCCAGUGUGCUUGGAGGUCUACAAGGACCCUGUGCUGCUACCGUGCAGCCACAGCUUCUGUAAGGCCUGUUUGCAGAACUGUUGGGGAGAGGAUGGUACUCGGCAGUGUCCAGUCUGUAAGAGGUGCUCCUUCGUGAGAGAUCCUCCAUGUAAUCUGAUCCUUAAGAACCUGUGUGACGCCUUCGCUCAGCAGCUGAGCCUGAAGCAGCCCUCUCAGGCCGAGGCCAUCUGCCCACAUCACAAAGAGAAACUACAGCUCUUCUGCUUGGAUCACCAACAGCCCGUGUGUCUGGUCUGUCGAGAUUCCAGAGCACAUCACGAGCACAAGUUCAGGCCCAUCAAUGAAAUGGCACAGGACUACAGGGAGCAGCUGCAGAAGAGUCUGCUGCCCCUACAGGACAGACUGCAGGAAACUAGUGAUGUGAUCCAGCACUGGUAUCAGACCGGUGAGUACAUCAAACAGGAGGGCGACCGCACAGAGAAGCUGAUCCAGAAAGAAAUUAACAAAAUGAGAGACUUUCUGCAGAAGGAAGAGCAGGAGCGGGUCCAGGCUGUGAGGACUGAGGUGCAGCAGAAGAUCAGCCUGAUGGAGCAGAACGUCGCUGCUCUGUCUGAAGAGAUGGAAACUCUGUCAAACAGCAUCAGACAAACACAGGAGGAGCUCAAAGCUAGUGAUGUCGCAUUCCUCCAGAAAUACAGUGGUGCAGUGAGACGAGUGCAGGAGGCCCCUUUAGAGGUUAUUCCACUAAUGCCCUCUGGGGGUCUGGUGGAUGUGGCCAAACAUCUGGGCAACCUGGGGUUUAACAUCUGGAACCAGAUGAAGGAUCUGGUGUCCUACACUCCAGUCGUACUGGAUCCAAACACUGCUUUCAGAUCCUUGUUCGUGUCUGAUGAUCUGUGCAGUGUGCACUGUGCAAACAGAGAAACAGAGCUUCCAUGGGUCCCAGAAAACCCUGAGAGGUUUAUUAAGUAUGUCAAAGUGCUCGGGAACGAGGAGUUCACAACUGGGAAGCACCGUUGGGAGAAGGAAGAGCAGAAGCGGGUCCAGGCUGUGAGGACUGAGGUGCAGCAGAAGAUCAGCCUGAUGGAGCAGAACGUUGCUGCUCUGCCUGAAGAGAUGAAGACUCUGUCAAACAGCAUCAGACAAACACAGGAGAGCACACCCAUUCCCUCUCAUCACACCUCUUUGUAUGCCUCUCCACGCUUCCAUGAAAUCUGCCUUCAUCCUCUCUCCCACUGCACACCAGUAAAGCUGCAGCAGAGGCAUAUAGAGGCAGUGCAGCUCAGACUACAGCUCAUAGGUCCAUACUGA
Knipowitschia caucasica is the source of this 1344-nucleotide messenger RNA. Lineage: Eukaryota; Metazoa; Chordata; Actinopteri; Gobiiformes; Gobiidae. The record is from the annotation of a GenBank genome assembly.